Misgurnus anguillicaudatus (oriental weatherfish) is the source of this 1693-nucleotide messenger RNA. It is a transcript of the gene prozb, whose product is annotated as protein Z, vitamin K-dependent plasma glycoprotein b. Gene Ontology annotation, biological process: blood coagulation; proteolysis. The record is from RefSeq and is a predicted model, not a curated record. Gene Ontology annotation, cellular component: extracellular region. Gene Ontology annotation, molecular function: serine-type endopeptidase activity; calcium ion binding. NCBI's taxonomy places the organism in Eukaryota, Metazoa, Chordata, Actinopteri, Cypriniformes, Cobitidae.
GUGGACGGCGUCAGGAAAGUUUUGUGAUGAUGGGAUCAUUCGUGUGCUAUUUUCUUUUACUGACACUCAACAGUUAUCAAAUCUUGUCGUUGGAGGAUCACACAGUAUUUCAGCCGCCUCAAGAGGCCAACAGAGUUUUCCAGCGCCCCAGACGUGCUAACAUGUUUCUUCUGGAGGAGAUACUGAAGGGAAAUCUGGAGCGGGAAUGUUUCGAAGAGAGAUGCAGUCGAGAAGAAGCCCGAGAGUGUUUUGAGAAUGACCAGAAAACUGAAGAGUUUUGGAGUAAAUAUUACGAUGGAGACCAGUGCAGAUCAAACCCAUGUAAACAUGGAGGAACGUGUCGAGAUCUGAUUGGAGGUUACAGCUGUAAAUGCACCGAGAUGUACAGCGGUGUAAACUGUGACACAGAUGUUUCUCAGUGUCCGUCUGAAGGACCGCUGGUCUGCGAGCAUUUCUGCAGACCCACAGACGGCUCGUAUCGCUGUUUCUGUGCACAGGGAUACACACUUCACAGCAACAAGAGAAACUGUUUACCUCAUGUUCUGAACCCUUGUGGGAUCUCAGAAAACUUCAACCAAACCAGCGGCAGAGGCAGUAACAUCAUCUGUCCUGAUGGACGCUGUUCAUGGGAGGUGAAGUUUUUAAACACUGAUGGUGAUGUCAUCUGUCACGGUGUGAUUCUGGGCCAGAGGUCUGUACUGACAUCAGCCGUGUGUAUGUCUAUGGUGAAAGACCUCAACAUCACUCUCAUUUCAGCAGGUCAUCAAUCAAACGUGAGUCUGCAGACAUCCAGCUGGACGCCUCACAAGAGGUUUGUGUCCGGUCAACUGGAUGAUAACCUGGCCUUCCUCGUGCUGAAAGAGUCCAUACCACAGGAGAUGGGUGUCAUCCCAUUGUGUCUCCCGGAGAAAGAUUACAGUGAAAAUAUUCUGAUGAGGAACGGCCGAGAAGGUGUGGUCAUGGGCGGGGCCGGACACACCUACCUCUCAUUGGAUGACUGUCAAGAAUCCCUCAACCUCACGUUCCUGAUGACCAAUAAGAUGUUCUGCAUGAAAAAGCUUAAAUCUGGUGUACCUGUGAAGUCCAAACCGAUGAGAGAAAAGAGGUGUGAAAUAAAGUCUGGGAGUCCAGUCGCUACGGUGGAGGGAAAAACGGCGUUCCUGACCGGAAUCUCUCUGUCCAGUGGAGACUGUAAGGACGGACUCGUGUUUACUAAAUUAUCAAGAUACCUGCACUGGAUCCGUCCGCUUCGGCACGCCGCAGAGAAAUGACAAAGAUGACAAAUUAAUCGAAUAAUCAAACCUUUCAAUCAUCAUCUCAGGACACGUGUCAAGAAGUCGACGCAUCAUGUUAUACACAAAUCAAAUUAAUAUCUCCCAUUACCCAUAAUGCAAAGCAACAAUUAAAACACAAAGAUUAAGCGACAGCAGAUACAUUUGUUUUGACUGAUAAUGAAACGGAUCAACUCAAAUAUCAUUUACAUGAAUUUGGUUUAUUCAGAUCUAGUACUUCUCUUUGCAUACUACUGUAUAUAGUAGAGAAGUAUGCAUGAUUGGAUGGGUGGAGUCAUUUGAUUUCUAGACUGUUUGAGAGAAAAACUUUACAUUGCAGUCACGAGACUUUGGGGGAAAGUGGCCUAAUGAUCAUGAAAAUAUAAAUAAUAAUAUAAAAAUAACACCCACAAGGCAACACA